AUGGACAUUGUGAUGGACAUUGUGAUGGACAUUGUGAUGGACAUUGUGAUGGUAAUUGUGAUGGACAUUGUGAUGGUAAUUGUGAUGAACAUUGUGAUGGUAAUUGUGAUAGACAUUGUGAUGGUAAUUGUGAUGGACAUUGUGAUGGUAAUUGUGAUGGACAUUGUGAUGGACAUUGUGAUAGACAUUAUGAUGGACAUUGUGUUGGACAUUGUGAUGGACAUUGUGAUAGACAUUGUGAUGGUAAUUGUGAUGGAUAUUGUGAUGCACAUUGUGAUGGACAUUGUGAUGGACAUUGUGAUGGUAAUUGUGAUGGACAUUGAGAUGGUAAUUGUGAUGGUCAUUGUGAUGGACAUUGUGAUGGACAUUGUGAUGGUAAUUGUGAUGGACAUUGUGAUGGUAAUUGUGAUGGACAUUGUGAUGGUAAUUGUGAUGGACAUUGUGAUGGACGUUGUUAUGGACAUUGUGAUGGUAAUUGUGAUGGACAUUGUGAUGGUAAUUGUGAUGGACAUUGUGAUGGACAUUGUGAUGGACAUUGUGAUGGACAUUGUGAUGGACAUUGUGAUGCACAUUGUGAUGGACAUUGUGAUGGACAUUGUGAUGCACAUUGUGAUGGACAUUGUGAUGGACAUUGCGAUGGACAUUGUGAUGGACAUUGUGAUGGACAUUGUGAUGGACAUUGUGAUGGACAUUGUGUUGGACAUUGUGACGGACAUUGUGAUAGACAUUGUGAUGGUAAUUGUGAUGGAUAUUGUGAUGCACAUUGUGAUGGACAUUGUGAUGGACAUUGUGAUGGUAAUUGUGAUGGACAUUGAGAUGGUAAUUGUGAUGGUCAUUGUGAUGGACAUUUUGAUGGUAAUUGUGAUGGACAUUGUGAUGGACAUUGUGAUUGACAUUGUGAUGGACAUUGUGAUGGACAUUGUGAUGGACAUUGUGAUGAACAUUGUGAUGGACAUUGUGAUGGACAUUGUGAUGGACAUUGUGAUGGGCAUUGUGACGGACAUUGUGAUGGUAAUUGUGAUGGACAUUGUGACAGACAUUGUGAUGAACUUUGUGAUGGUAAUUGUGAUGGACAUUGUGAUGGACAUUGCGAUGGACAUUGUGAUGGACAUUGUGGUGGACACUGUAUUUGGACAUUUUGAUGGACAUUGUGAUGGUAAUUGUGACGGACAUUGUGAUGGACAAUGGGAUGGUAAUUGUGAUGGACAUUGUGAUGGACAUUGUGAUGGUAAUUGUGAUGGACAUUGUGAUGGACAUUGUGAUGGUAAUUUUGAUGGACAUUGUGAUGGUAAUUGUGAUUGA
Molecule: messenger RNA, 1302 nt
Organism: Candidula unifasciata
Lineage: Eukaryota; Metazoa; Mollusca; Gastropoda; Stylommatophora; Geomitridae
Source: the annotation of a GenBank genome assembly